Messenger RNA from Coregonus sp. 'balchen', 4869 nucleotides. Lineage: Eukaryota; Metazoa; Chordata; Actinopteri; Salmoniformes; Salmonidae. The record is from the annotation of a GenBank genome assembly.
AUGUACACAGACUACCUGCCUGAACCCGAGUAUACCUCAGACUACGUGGAAGAGAGCAACACAGCCGUACUGUCCAGCACGCUCACCUUCACCCCCAGGCCCAGGCACAACGGCCAGCUGCUGGGCUGCAGGGUCUACUACCCCAACACCACCCUGGUCUACGAGAGACUCAUCUCUCUGGACGUCAAGUGUAAGUGACCAACUGAACGUUGUCACCGAACCUGUAGGUUGAAUCCUAAAAUUCUGUGAGAAGCGUGUCAUUUGGACACAACAGGGGACACAUUAUGUAAUGUGGGGGAUUAUAUAAAUAUAGAAUAACUAAUCCUGACUACUACACCAAAUGUAAUAGUAGCAGUGUUACAUAUAUUUAUGACGCACACAUUUUAGAACCAUUGUCAAUAUCUACAGUCAUCCAUUAUUCUCCAUCUACAGUAGAAGGAUAGCAGCUUGAUUUAGCAAUAUAUUGCAUGAUUAUGACAUGCAUAGGGUAUGUUAGCCUGUCAUCCAAACCUGUUUUUCUACGUGUCACCUUUGUUUUUCUUUGAGAAAAUGAUGAGUGCAGCAUUGGGUCUGGUUUAACCAGGUUAUACACUUGUCACUUUUACAAGUCUAACCCCACCUUCCCCUUCCUCUCACCCCAGAUGCCCCUCGCUCGGUGUGGGUGAACGUGUCCGUGGAGGUGAUGGAGGGCAGCUCCGUGACCCUGCACUGUGAGGUGGACAGUAACCCUCCUCCCAGGAUCUCCUGGCUGUUUGGGGAUCAGGAGCUGCUGUGGGACACGGCCUCCAAUGCCUCGCUCUCCCUGGAAGACUUAACCCCCGCUCAGGAUGGCAUCUACACCUGCGAGGGGCAUAACGGCAACGGCAUCAUGAAAAAUAGUUACAUUUAACCAUUGUAGUUAUAUGUCAACCAAGCUGACAUUUUAGUUUAUGUGACUUGCUGUGACAUAUUUCUUAUAAGUAGUGACGCGCGACAUAUAUAAUGACUUUUUAGUUAUGUGAUAAACCAGGCCCAUAGCUUCUUGCUCUUGUUUAUACACAGUACGUUCUAUCCUCUUUAACUUGCUCCUUUGUUCAACUCCUUUCAUUCUCCUCAUAUCGCUCUACAUUUCAUCCCUUCUAUGUCCUUGCUGCAUGCCGUCAAUGCCGUCAAUGUGCACUGCAGCAUCAGCAACAUGAGUGGCUGUCAUCGCCUUCAUCAUCGCAGCAGUGAGAUAUGUGGGCCAUAACAACAAGAAGUGAGUAUCCACCCUUCACUAACUGUGACAGGGGUCGAUGCGAGUUACAGGUAGUCAUUUCCUGUUUGAAUUGACGAUAAGGAAACACUUCAGCCUAGCCAUCCAUUCUAAAACACCUCUGUGUAUUCGUGAGUGAAUGAUUGAUCGAUGGACGGACCUGAGAAUCAUCUUCAUAAGUUAUGCUAAUGCAAGAGCGAGUUCAUUUAAUUUGCCAUCACUAGUCCCCUUUCUGAAAUCCUCUGAGAUGGAGAUCCAAAAUGGCUGCCUGGUGGAGUGGUGUUAGCAAGCCAGACUAACCGUAGCCUAUAGUUUGAAGGCUCUUUUCCCUGCUUUGAUACUGCUUUGUACCCUUGACUUGCUUAGCUAAAAAUACAGCCAUGGUAGCCUACUUAACUAAGGUGCUUCAGCAUUAUAGCAAUACAUCACAUUCUGACAAAAGCUUUUACAGAUAGUCGCUCCAAGAGACGGUGUCAGCUCAACCGCAACUAAACCCAUGAAACAAUAACCACAACCAUGAACGUCGACCAUAACCAUGAACCAUAUGCCUGGAGACUAUUAACUACGUUGGGAAACAGGCCCUUGUUUUAAAAUGGAUGCUCAGGCUUGGAGUGUCGCCCUGAGUUAGUUAGUUAGUGGCCAUGAGACCGAGUCUGAUCUUGUGACUCCAUCCCCCAGAGAGAAUGGCAACCCUGGGCAGGACCUGUUCUCUAAACUGGAGAAACCAGUGAUGUACUACAGCACAGUCAAGAAGGACAAACAAUGUUUGAGGAAGAAAGUGGUGAGACAUGUUGAUGAUGAUGACUAUGAGGAUGAGAAUGACUAUUCUCAGAUCUGUCUUAGACGGGAGAAUGAUAGCUGACCCGUUGCUAGUGCUGAUACUAUACUAUACCCGUUCAAUUCAUGUCCCUUUUUUGAUCUACAUUCCGUGGAGAUACUCAUUAAUUAUCAAAAACCUACAGUCGUGGUCAACAGUUUUGAGAAUGACACAAAUACUAAUUUUCACAAAAUCUGCUGCCUCAGUUUUGAUGAUGGCAAUUUGCAUAUACUCCAGAAUGUCAUGAAGAGUGAUCAGAUGAAUUGCAAUUAAUUGCAUAGUCCCUCUUUGCCAUGAAAAUGAACUUAAUCCCAAAAAACAUUUCCACUGCAUUUCAGCCCUGCCACAAAAGUAUCAGCUGCCAUAUUGUCAGUGAUUCUCUCGUUAACAAAGGUGAGAGUGUUGACGAGGACAAGGCUGGAGAUCACUCUGUCAUGCUGAUUGAGUUAGAAUAACAGGCUGGAAGCUUUAAAAGGAGGGUGGUACUUGAAAUCAUUGUUCUUCCUCUGUUAACCAUGGUUACCUGCAAGGAAACACGUGCCGUCAUCAUUGCUUUGCACAAAAAGGGCUUCACAGGCAAGGAUAUUGCUACUAGUAAGAUUGCACCUAAAUCAACCAUUUAUCGGAUAAUCAAGAACUUCAAGGAGAGAGGUUCAAUUGUUGUGAAGAAGGCGUCAGGGCGCCCAAGAAAGUACAGCAAGCGCCAGGACCGUCUCCUAAAGUUGAUUCUGCUGCGGGAUCGGGGCACCACCAGUGCAGAGCUUGCUCAGGAAUGGCAGCAGGCAGGUGUGAGUGCAUCUGCACGCACAGUGAGGUGAAGACUUUUGGAGGAUGGCCUGGUGUCAAGAAGGGCAGCAAAGAAGCCACUUCUCUCCAGGAAAAACAUCAGGGACAGACUGAUAUUCUGCAAAAGGUACAGGGAUUGGACUGCUGAGGACUGGGGUAAAGUCAUUUUCUCUGAUGAAUCCCCUUUCCGAUUGUUUAGGGCAUCCGGAGAAGACAAGGUGAGCGCUACCAUCAGUCCUGUGUCAUGCCAACAGUAAAGCAUCCUGAGACCAUUCAUGUGUGGGGUUGCUUCUCAGCCAAGGGAGUGGGCUCACUCACAAUUUUCCCUAAGAACACAGCUAUGAAUAAAGAAUGGUACCAACACAUUCUCAGAGAGCAACUUCUCCCAACCAUCCAAGAACAGUUUGGUGACGACCAAUGCCUUUUCCAGCAUGAUGGAGCACCUUGCCAUAAGGCAAAAGUGAUAACUAAGUGGCUUGGGGAACAAAACAUCAACAUUUUGGGUCCAUGGCCAGGAAACUCCACAGACCUUAAUCCCAUUGGGAACUUGUGGUCGAUCCUCAAGAGGCGGGUGGACAAACAAAAACACACAAAUUCUGACCAACUCCAAGCAUUGAUUAUGCAGGAAUGGGCUGCCAUCAGUCAGGAUGUGGCCCAGAAGUUAAUUGACAGCGUGCCAGGCCGGAUUGCAGUGGUCUUAAAAAAGAACACUGCAAAUAUUGACUCUUUGCAUAAACGUAAUGUAAUUGUCAAUAAAAGCCUUUGACACUUAUGGAAUGCUUGUAAUUAUACUUCAGUAUACCAUAGUAACAUCUGACAAAAAUAUCUCAUAACACUGAAGCAGCGAACUUUGUGAAGACCAAUACUCAAAACUUUUGACCACGACUGUAUAUGACCUCUUAUGUUAAAGAGAAAAUGUAAACUUCCCCAGCCAACUACUGACCUAGCCUGAGAGUCCCAGUACCACUAUAGCUAUCUAUCACAGUACCUCUGGAGUAGCUGCGACCAUAGCCUUUCCAAACCACUGUUUUCUGCUUCAUCGCUUCUCUGCGUUCUUCUGUCUCUUUUUCUCUUCCCUAACUCUUGCACAGCUUAAGAGAGCUUCUGGGCUCAAAGUUUACCUCCAUUCUAGAGGAGAGUACGGUAAGGUACCUAAACAACCCCACCCCAAUCCCAACUCCAGGUCUCAGUGGUAGACAGCAUCCCUCACACAUCCCAGACAGCAAAAUUAUAUGAUGGCCCAAAUUCGGCCCUUAUUUACAGUAUUACGACUUACCAUAUGGCCCAGUUAACCACUUAGUGUUACGGUCCUGAAGUGGAACUAUAGCAUGAAAUGCCCAGAUCUUGCCUGUCAAGGUGGAUGUGGCCCACAUUCAGACCUAAAGUAGCCCAGUAACUAGGAAAAGUUGUUACGGCCACACAACUCAAGCCAGAGAUGGCCCAUCAGCAAAGUGCCAACCCUCUCCCAGUCCGCAUCUCCUACAUUCGGACCAGAUCUGGGCCAUAUGACGCAUUGUGGUGCCAGAACUGAGCCAUACUGUAUGUGUCACCAAACAACCAGAUCUGGCUCACAGUCGUCUGCUGUCUGAGAUCCGCUUCCAUGUGCUGUAUUGCCUUUGAUUUCCAUGACUGCUGUUGUAUGGCUGCCUCGAUACCAACAGGAUAUGCUAAACCUACUCAAUCUCCUUGUCUUACACCUCUGCUCACCAAUAACAACUAACCCUCCUUUCUCCUCUCUCAAUGCCUGUCAUGUUAUCACUUUAUACGGUCUAUGUUCUGAGGUGUCAAUGGCAUUGGUGGCACUGUGCUGGUAUAAUCUGUGAUUCUGAAUGGACCUUCUCUCUUUCCGUACCUUCAACAGGGAGAAGACGGAGAUGAUCAACCUGUGGGCUCUAUGGCAGCCCUGGAGAGGCAACAGCUGAACUACGCCGCCCUGGAGUUUCUGGGGGGGCGCUCCAGGGAUGGGGGGGCCAUAGGGGGGGGGGGGGGGGGGGGUGACGGCAGCGACUACACCGAGAUCAAAGCCAAAUGA